Molecule: messenger RNA, 795 nt
Organism: Arabis nemorensis
Lineage: Eukaryota; Viridiplantae; Streptophyta; Magnoliopsida; Brassicales; Brassicaceae
Source: the annotation of a GenBank genome assembly
AUGGGGAGAUACCAAAAUCUAAUGGUAGGAGAAGCUCUCUCCAAUAAUCGUCUUUACCCUUUUGCUUGCAAUGAACUCAGCUCUAUUCUAACUCUGUGUUACCCUCGAUUGCACAAAUUCAUCAAAGCCCUCAUCUUCCAAGAUACUCUCUCCGCUUUUCGUCUUCUUCCCCUCAUGAACACAUCAGCUGCUGUUUCAGCCGCUAACCUUCUCCUGAAGAGCGUGGAAGCCGUGCUCCCCAAACAGAAGAAGAACUUAGCCAUUGUAGAAUUCAAGCAAGCAAAAGUAGCAUUGAAGAGACGCAGUAAGAGCCAUGAGGAAGAUAUAGAUUUACCUUCACUUCCACAAGAUAUCCUUAUUCACAUCAUCAGUUUCCUCGAUGUAUCGUCCUUAGUUUCCUCAUCUCAAGUAUCUCGCUCAUGGAACCAAGCAACCUAUGAUGACUCUCUGUGGCGAUCACAAUUUGACCUUCACUUCAAUCACAAAGUCUUGAUUCGUAUUCAUUCCGGUACUGACUGGAGAGAAGCCUUCAAGAAAGCAUUUAUCGCGGAUAAUUCGUCGAAGGUUUUAAGAUCUGGUCGGGGAUACUGCAGUUACUGUGACUCAAUUGUUUGGCACGACAACUUUAGAUGUCCGAACAAACAAUGUCGGUUGAAAUCAGGCAACAAGGCACUCGACCUCAUGUCAACUCACCAGGUUGUCAACUAUUUACUGGGGAUUAUGAGUUCGUCUGAUGAAAGUGAAUCAGAUGAUGAAGCCGUUAGUGGACUAUGGGUUUAUCCUAAAUUGCACUAA